AUGAUGCUGAACACGUUCAGGGAGCUAAACGAUUACAGCAAUUUUUUGCCUAAAAAAAUCAAGGAAAAUGUGAACAAGGAAAAGUACGAAAUAUUGUGCGAAAUAAGAAAAAUAGUUUCGCUUAAAAAAAAUAACUCCUAUAAUGUAACGUUAGUGAUCAAGCUGUAUAACUUGUAUGAGACCAUCAAUACCACGAAACACAAAUCGUUCCACUUUUACAUUUUUAUGAUUAAAUACUUGUGGUACUCCCUGAACAAUAAAAAUAUAAGUCCCAAUUUAAAAUCCUAUAUUUGCCAAAGUAUUUCUGGCAUCCUAGACAAUAUAAAAAGUCACAUUUUGGACGAUUACUUUUUUGAAUAUGAUAAAGAACUCAUUUGUAAAGAUGAAGAGUCGAGUAGUUUUGUCAAACCUGAAGAUGUGGGUGGUAUUUCGCAUGAUGAGGGAAAUGGUAGUGAUGUGACGAACAAUUCCUAUGAAGGAAUUAGUGACCACUACUAUGAUGAGUAUAAGUACUUAAAUGAGGACCGAAGUGAUAUGGACAGUACUACCAUAAAUGAGAACAAGCCAUAUAUUUCUGGAGAUCGGUACUACCUAACUAUUAAUGGGAUUUUCGAAAGGGGAGAAGAAAAUACCAGCUCAUUUUUUAACGAAGAAGUUUUAAUUAACGGGAAGGAUGAAAGCUUUCGCUUAUAUAUUCAAAAGUGCAUAUUUAACAUUAUUGAUUAUAAGUACCUGUUUAACUUAUUUUAUGAUUAUCUCAGUAACAGUUCAAGGAAGCAGGAUGAGUAUAGUCAUAAUGCUUACAAGAAUUUCAUCACGUCUGUUAUAAACCUGUUGGCAAUGUUGAGGCCUUUUUGUUAUUACAACAUUGAUGUGCAUAACUUGCUGUUUGAUUUUUCCUUAAAUAAUAUGUUUUGCUGCAAAUAUGAGGAGUAUGUGGACAUGAGGGCCGACUGCCUUCUGGGAUGCGGGAUAAGGGUUGGAAAAUGCGUCCAGGAAGCGGGUCACAACGGGGCCGCGGAUGGAACCCAUGAUGAUAAUUGCGUCGAUAAGGGGGAUGGCAACUGGGGCGGCAACCGGGGCGGCGGCCGGGACGAUUGCUCCACCUUUGCCAUUAACUUCGAACUGAACAGACGAACCAACAGCGGAGUGGUACUGGACGACAAUUACAAGAAGCACAAAUCAGGGACAGCGACAAACGCGUUCAUCGGAAUGUCGGACGAACCGGUCCUGCAACAUGUAGACCUAGUCGCGCACCCCAUUGAGAAGUUAGAAAUUUGUCCAAGAUACAACACGGUGUUUUUAAAUUUUGUAAUGCUAAGUCAGCUGGGCUCAGAUGAUUUAUGUUUUAAGUUAAUAAAACACGAAAGGGCUCUCCAUCUCUACAGGAAGUUAAAACGGUACAAUUGGCAUAGUAUCAAUUAUGCUUUCGUCAGAAUUGUGUACAAAGGAUUAAAAUAUGCCUAUAUGUAUAACAUCAGUCUGGAAAAGCAAAUGAAGGAGAUAGUUAGACUUCUUUUUUUCUUAUUCUUAUAUUAUAUAAAAUUACCUUGUAAUGUUCAAUUAAGUUCCGCCAAAAAGUACAUUCCGGAUGAUUACAAUUUGCUGAUUAAUGACGAUGACAGUGUGGUGAAAACAGUUUCGAAGACGUUCGUUUUUUUACUGAAUAGAAUGUAUCGAAAGGGGAGAGCAGCCGGGGGGAACAGUGCGGAGGAAGUCAAGCAAAAGGAGGUGGAGGCAAAGAUGAGGGAGAAAGAGUUACUGCAGGCUUUUCUCUCUCUUUUAAAUGACGAAAAUUUUAAUUUAAGCACCUUCGAUGAGGUGACAUUUGGUGGCGAAGGCCUAGAAAGCGGCGGCGACGGAGGAGGAAGAAAAGGAAACAAAAGAAGCAUAUCUUCCCUUUUUCAAGACCUGGAUACACACGAAUUCCUUAACGUCAUUACCGUGGGCAAGCACUUGGGGAAUAUCAAUCUGUUCAUAAACACCUUUCUGUUUUGCUUCAUUAGGAAGUUGAAGAGGGAGAGUUUGUACUUGAAGCGGAUGGAAGUUCGCGGCAGGACCCCAACUGGUGGGAGUCAAACCGGUGGGAGUCUAACCGGUGGAGGGGACAUCCGUGGUGAACCUCCCAUCAAUCUACAUGGCGAAGCAGACGAUUAUGUCUCGAACUAUUUCAUCUCGGAAGAGGACAAAAAAUUUGUCAUCGAAAAAUUCACACAGUUAGCAGUCCAGGGGAUGUUCCCCAAAAGCAACAAGGGAGUUAGCCUCUUCGAAAAUAUCCUAAAGCACAUAUGCGUAGUGGAUAUUAACUGCCUGGAUAUUUUUGUUAAAAAAAUGCUAGAAUGCCUUAUCAAUGUGAAUAUUUCAACCCAAAUAUGUAACUGUCUUUUGUCCCUAUGCCUAAUAUUACCGCUGCUGAUUAGGUAUAAGGCUAGCCAUUUGAAAGAACUGCUCUCCGUUAUGAGUAUGGGUAUUGAUAUCUGCGAUGUGUAUAAAAGCUUCACCAUCUUCUCCUUCCUAAGCAUUUUAUUUUCCUACAUUUGCAUUGUCAAAAUUGAGAAUGUAGGAGCAGGAAGCAGCGGGGUGGACUUGCAGAUUGCUGUGAGAGAGUACAAAAAAUUUAUGCGCAUGGAAGGCAGUCAGGCAUACACUUUGUACUUUUUAAAUGAUGAGCAGAUCGAGGAAGUUAUGAGAGAGCGCAAAGAACUAGUCGACUAUCUAUGCUAUUGGAUCCAUGAAUUUUUUGAAAAAAUUUUGUACUUUAUAAAAUUUACAAAAAAUGAGAAAAGUAAAGAUACCAAAAAGCUGAAUGGAGAAAAGAAAGAAACCAAAGUCGGAAACGAUAUUUACACCGGAUUGAAGACAACACUGAUUUCUCUCUUUAUUCAUUUAGAUCACGAUAUUGUAUAUGAGCUAUGUCAGAAAUUUUUAAACAAUAUUGAUCAGGAAAACGCCAAGUCACUGUCCAUCAUUCCGUUGGCCUUCGGGCUGGUAAAUAACAAAAAAAUCUACGACACGCUUUUUAACGCGUUUUAUAGGAAGCUCAUCACGAAGAAGAAGAAAAAGCGGGUAGUACCUGCAAUGGAAGCGUCGGAUGGAGCACCCCUCGCGCAGAAAGAGGAAGAAUACUUCACCUACUCGAAAAACGAGUACGCCAAUGACGAUACGGUUAAGUGCUACCUACAGUUUUUGUCAAACCUAAUCAGAAGGGCCAAAAAUGAAUACAUCAAUUUGGAGGAUAUUUACAACUUAAUCGAAAUAUACAUCGUUGAAGAUAACAAUGUUGCCUUUAAGUAUAUUUGCAAAAUUAUGUAUAGAUUUCUGGAGGUGAAUUUUUCUCUAUCGGUGAAGGAGUACUCGUGUUUUAAGAUUGAAGAAAAUAUUAGUGCACAAGAGAAGGUGCGUACCCUGGGGGGGUGGGGUAUCCCUUGGUAUAUUCUAAACAAUACAAAAAAUGAGGGUAAAGAUGCAUCACAUAAGACGUGUGAACAAGGACAAGUACUGCACACCAACUGCAAUGCUGAGGAAGGGACAGCUAAGGAGGACUGCACCCAUGGAAGAUUCUCAGAAGGACGAGUAUUCAACGCGGAUGAACUCGUAAAAUGGAAAACCCCAUCAAAGGAAAAUGUAAAAGUAGGGAAGAAGUUUACGUACUUUCUGCUGGACUAUAUGCUCGAUCUGAUAAUCCAAUGUGAUGUCUCAGUGUCAUCCCCCAAUCUGAUAAAAUACGUGGAGAAGAGAAAAUUAAGGGAAAGAAAAAUCAAUUGGAAAUUUCCCUUAAACCAUUCCAAUAUGAUCUCAAGAAUUUACAAAAUAAUUAAAUGUAUCGUUAAACCACUUAGUUGUUUAUAUCCAGAUGAAAGGUACAAUUAUAAUAACCUGUUAGCGAAGUGCCACGUGGUGAAUACAAAGCUGUCCUUCUACCUGUACGUCUACAUAUGCGAAAUUGUUGUGACUUUAUCUUUACACGUGUUGAAGAUUCCCAAGCAAAUUUUGAGCAUGUCCUUAUAUGCUAGGUACAACCCUAACGAUGAUAGACUGGAGCACAAAUCUUCUUUCAGCUCGGUGAAUAGUGAAAACAGUGUAAACGAUGUAAACGCGAAGCACAUGUUGGUAGAUAAGAAUGAGUUGAAAAAAUUAAAAGAGGAUUUUUUCACAAAUAUUAUUAAUAAUAGGGAGAAAACUAUCAAAGCAGAUGCAAAGAUGCAGAGAAAAAUUAUCAAGUGCAUACACUUUCUACUUUUAAAAUGUAACGAGAGUGCCAACACGACUAUGUACAAUGAAUAUAUUAACAGCGUCCUGUCCUUCACCUAUAACAUGUACCCGUACAGCUACAAUUAUGAUAUCAUUAAGAGUCAGUACGUUAAUAAUGUGUUAUCACUGUACAAUGAAAGACUGAAGCAAAGGAAGAAAAACUACUGCUUUAAGGGCUACCGUGAGCAGCUGUGCAAUAUUUUAUUUUUCACCAACUUGUCCGUUUACUCUCAAGUCCGAUCGUAUGCUCAGAGCACCAUGAAGCUCGUUUUGCCCACUUUUAAAAUUAUAAAAAUUCCUUUUCUCAAAAUAUGCUCCUUUUAUCUGAAGAAUUACAUCAAGCUGUACAUCUUGGUGAGGAGCGAGCGGCACAAGGGGGUAAGCGGCGGCACCAAUGGGGCGAUAAAUGGACCGAUAAAUGGCCCGAUAAAUGGCCCGAUAAAUGGCCCGAUAAAUGGCCCGAUGAACGACCCGAUAAAUGGCCCGACGAAUGGCCCGAUAAAUGGCCCGAUAAAUGGCCCGAUGAACGACCCGAUGAACGACCCGACGAAUGGCCCUGCGGACAGCGGAAGCCUGAGCAAGCUCAGCAGCAUGAAGAGCCUAGGAGAGCUGAACAACCAUGACUACUUCGAGAACAAAUGCAUCAGCUGCUUCAACGGAAUUUUGAUAACCAUUACGAGCAACUCGGGGCUGAUAAAGAAGAUCAGCACCGACUUACACCUACUGAAGAAGUACAUCAAAAUUAUCCUAAACAUAUUAAGACUGGAAAUGCAGAAGGAUGAAAUAACCCUAAGGUGCAUGAAGCUAGUGUAUGCCAUCAUUAACAGCAGAUUUAUAAAAAAUCGGGAAGCCAGUUCCGUAGGGGAGGAAAAAAAAAAGAGCCUGAACGGAUUAUUUUUAUUUCUAAAGGCAGAGAGCGCAAAAAAGAAUAACGUCUACUCACAAAUCGUCAUUUUAGCAUUCCUCAUCUGCUACGAAAACUUUGUAAUUCUCAAUCAUAGCGAGUUCUAUUUUAGCUACCUGCUAGAAAAUUUGAUCAUAAAAAAAAACGUGAAUGUGUAUAACCUAGCCUAUUACGGAUUUAUUAAGUUUUUAAAAUAUUUCAACAGAAACGUUGAUAGAGGUAUCGUGCCUGCCCACAUAAUGAAAGUGUUCAGGGGCGAAGAUGUAUACAACAAUUUUGUGGAGGUAUGCAUAUACAAAAAUUUGAAGAGCAAGAAAAAGAGCAAUAGCAUAAAUGCCAUCAUCGUGAAUUUAUCGAAGAUACAAAAAUCUUUUAAAGGUUUUGCUCAUAUUAGCGAGACACAUGUGAAGGAUUUUUUCUACUACCAUGAGUUUUUCAAAUUUUUGGUUAAUCUCCAGAAUGAGUAUGAUGAGGAGACAGGGGGAGAAGCUACGCUCGGAGUGGUACACUCAGUGGAGCCGUACAACCAGGUGAAGAAGCAGGACGACGGAGAAGGGGAAGCCAUACCAGGGGAUGUGCACCGACUGGGUGAAGAACAAACCAUUAGAAAUAAAGGGGAUGUGUGCUCCCAUUUUAGCUUUUUCCAGAGGGUUAUCCACAAUUUGAAGGAACUGCAACAAGAUGCGCAUGCCGACAACGAGUACAAAUCUACGUUCAUUUCGCUAGUCUGUCCUUUGCUUUUUUCCCUGAGAAAGUUAAAAAGGAGGGAAGCAGCAGAUGCAAUUUUGGAAAGCAUCAUUUCAUUGCUGGAAAAAGAAAUAGCUGUUGUAAAUAUGGAUGUGUAUAGCAUAUGGAUGGAUUAUUUUCACCUACUUUUUAUUAACAUAAAGAAGAAGGACCUUGACAAGUACGAAAAAUUGUUUAAUUUUUGUUUGUGUUUCAAUUUUCAAGAUACGUCCAAUUUAAUUUUUAAAAAGAAAACGCAGCUGUUAAGUAUUAUGCUUAUGUACAGUAUGCACAAGAACAUCCACCUAAUGGAUGACCACCUAAUGGAGUUCCUAAAAUUGAUCGAUAAUGACAACAUAACGGUUAGACAAGUGGUGGGGGAUCUCCUAGCUUACUUACUCUACGUACUUCACGACCAUAGGUAUUAUUCCCACUUGAAAUGUAUCUAUCUUAGGAUAUUAAUAUAUAUGUACAAAAGCGCCUGUGAGGUUAUUGAGUAUCUUCAAGGCCAGGAGACGCUGUCCAAACAGUCAAAAUUUAUUUAUACACUGGAGACCCUAGCUUAUAUUACCAUCACCAUUUUUUCGAUUAGAAGCAUGUACGUGCUAAAUAAUGUGAGCAUUCCAUUUUUGAAAAUGUUUAUUUUAUCCUUCCAACUCGUCGACAAUUUUAUCAAUGGGAUUAUCAACAAGGCUAUUAACUGUUUCAUGUGCCCCUCGCUCUACUUGUUCGAGCUUGAAAAAAUCAGCCAUGUGAAGGGGACGGGGGAAGCAGGCGACACGUGUGUCACAUGUGGCCCAGACCGUAACUACGAAAUAGCCACACCAGAACUAAUUAGUAGCUUCGACUCUCUACUCCAAGACAACAUGGGAAAUUUAUUCAUAAAAAAGUUAAGCCACUUGCUAAGCAAAAAGAAUUGGAAGAUUCGCAAUUGCGUGUUACAAUUUUGCUUUUAUUUCCAUGCGUACUACUGCAUAUUUUUUUACAGUCGAAGGGAAAACACCUUCCUCCUAAAUGUCUUCAUAUCUUUGCUAGUUGACAAUUAUAUUGAGAUUCAAAAUUUAUCGCGUGAUAUUUUGUCCUCCGUGCUUUGUUUCUACGACAGUCAAACUGUUCAAAGCAUUUCGCAAUAUUUUUUAACCGUGGCAAAUGAGAAAAGCACAUUACCAUUACCACAAAAAGGGGAGAAUCAAGAAACGAGUAAUAACAGCAAACUGCUAGAGAAGAAAAAAACAGUCGCCAUUUACGCCCUCAUUAGUGUUAUCAAUUCGUUUCCGAAUCAUGUCCCUCAUUGGCUCCCAAACAUUUUGAUGAGCGUAGCCAGGAUGUCAAAUAAUAAGGUGCAUAUCAUAAAGAAGGAGAUAGAGAAAUGCAUCCAGAAUUUUUUGAGGACCCACAAGGACGAAUGGGAGUACAAGUACAAGUUGGUUUUCACGGAGGACCAGCUCAACAUCUUGGACAUGUACAAGGGCGGCCUUAAUUACUUCACCUGA
Plasmodium cynomolgi strain B is the source of this 7374-nucleotide messenger RNA. RefSeq lists its product as hypothetical. Gene Ontology annotation, molecular function: proteasome binding; peptidase activator activity. The transcript has 2 exons. The coding region runs from base 1 to 7374 and encodes 2457 amino acids. NCBI's taxonomy places the organism in Eukaryota, Apicomplexa, Aconoidasida, Haemosporida, Plasmodiidae. Gene Ontology annotation, cellular component: cytosol; nucleus. The record is from RefSeq and is a predicted model, not a curated record. Gene Ontology annotation, biological process: proteasomal ubiquitin-independent protein catabolic process.